Messenger RNA from Helianthus annuus (common sunflower), 1299 nucleotides. RefSeq lists its product as uncharacterized. The coding region runs from base 1 to 1299 and encodes 432 amino acids. The transcript is spliced from 3 exons. Gene Ontology annotation, biological process: proteolysis. The record is from RefSeq and is a predicted model, not a curated record. Gene Ontology annotation, molecular function: aspartic-type endopeptidase activity; zinc ion binding; nucleic acid binding. Lineage: Eukaryota; Viridiplantae; Streptophyta; Magnoliopsida; Asterales; Asteraceae.
AUGACGUUGAUGGCUGAUAGAGUGAACGUGAAUGACGACGAUGAAGCACGCCGAAAUGAAAUAAGAACUAUGGUUGUGGAAGAGGUAAAGAAAGCAAUUGAGGCUAGUAUACCCCGACUAGCUCAGGAAGUCGAGGGGCAAGUAUUGGAGGUAGUUAAUACCAUGGUAACAUCUAAGGUGGAAGAAUUGAAAGAAAUGAUUAGUGAAUUGCAAGUGAAGAAAAGCAAACGGAGAUGUACGUACAAAGAGUUCAUGGCAUGUAAUCCCUUACCAUACAAAGGGGAUGUUGAUCUGAUAGCUUGCCAAAGGUGGAUUUCAAGCACUGAAGCCGUGUUUACACGAAGUAGAUGUGAAGUGGAAGAUCAAGUAAUGUUUGCCACGGGCCUCCUACAAUUUCGAGCAAAAGAUUGGUGGGAUGCGUACUCGAAGGAAUUGGGGGAUGAUAAAGUACAGUCGUUAACAUGGCAAGAAUUCAAGGAGUCAUUCCUGAAAUAUUAUAGUCCACAAUCCGCAAUUGAUAAGAUUCAGGAAGACUUCUUGCGUCUCAGACAGAAGGAUGAAACGAUUGACGAGAUAACAAACAAGUUCCUUGAAAGGGUGAAGUUCUGUGAGGAGAUAGCGGGACGGAGAGGCAAAGGAUUAGAAAUUGAGAUAAAAAGGCAGGUUGAACGGGGAGAGAAAAGGGUAGCGGAGAAGCCUACCAACGCAAGCCCAUCGAAAAAGGCAAGACAUCAAGAUCAAAGCAAGAAAGGGAAAGCAAGUGGUGAAAUCCCGACCUGCAAGACGUGUGGGAAGCAUCAUUCGGGUGAAUGUUUGUCGGGAAAGAAGGGGUGCUACAAAUGUGGGCGAGAAGGACAUCCGUUUUAUAGGUGCCCUGAAAACUCAAAGGCGUGUUACAAUUGCAAUGAACCGGGGCACAUUAAAGCGGAAUGUCCGAAACUCCAACAAGGGGCAAAGAGAGAUGGAAAGAAGGACGAGCCCCCCAAGGCUCGCGGAAGGAUGUUUCAGUUAACCUCGGAUGAAGCUAAAGCUAGCCCGGACGUGGUUUCAGGUAUAUUUUUGGUGAAUUCCAUGCCUAUGAAUGUUUUAUUUGAUUCCGGGGCUAGUAGGUCGUUCAUUUCUAAUGAAUUGUUAGCUCACCCAUCGUUUAAGCUUGAAAAGAUGAUAGUACCCUUAGAAGUAGAAGUUGCUGAUAGUAAAAGCUAUUUGUUACAUGAUAUUUGUAGAAACUGUAAGAUCUUAAUCGAAGAUGAGGAAUUUAGUAUAGAUCUUGUCCCGAUGUACAUGGGGGAAUUUUAA